UUUUUGCAAGAACAACCAUUGGGUCGCACAUCGAUAACAAAUGGUCGAUUAAAUAGUUCAUAGCCGAUUACGACUUUCAGAACUAUGAGUACUAAAGGUCGAUUUACCUAUCCCUGGUUGCAGCACGUUUUCUUCCAUUGUUUACUUUCUCAAUAGUUUUAUUCUAGCUUUCUUUUCUGUUAAAAAGCUUCCAUUUUAAUCACUGCAAUGGCAACUGAAGGACUACUUCAAGUGAUACACAGUGUCUCUUCGACGGAGAACAAUUUUUUCAACAUAUACGUGGAAGGUUUGGAUGAUCAAGUCUUUGGCAUGCAGGCAGACCGUUUGGCCGAUGUGAUUCAAAACAUUAGCUCCUUGCUCUCCAAAUCUGCAACCCGUUUGUUGGGCCUACGUUUGAUGAAUAAAUUUCUUGACCAGUGCAGUGAAGAUGUCUUCAACAAAACCGGAAAUCUAUGGACCUCCCUAGCCUUGAAGGCCUGUCAUGCUCAUAUGCAGCCGAAUGAAUCCGUGCUGGCCUAUGAAGCACUGGGAAAAAUCACCUCGAAAUCGUUGCAGUCGGCAGAUUUGACAAAAUCAUUUGCUAGUACACAUCUGUCGAAAAUUUAUGAGUCUUUGAACUACGUUCCAGCAGAAAGUGUCAGCUGUGCCCUUCGUUGUGUGGAGAUAUGCCUGCGGUGUUAUCCUGCUUCAAGUGGACCCUCGAGGAAAACUAUUGAAAAAUUCUUGGCCAAGUUUCAUGACUCACUUGAUGGCGACAUUGUGGCCUACAAUGGAAAAUGCUUACACCUGAUGCAGCAGGUUAGUGGCGGCGAAGUUCGUAGUUCCAGCCACAAAGCACAAUGGAAGAAUUACCAGACCCAGUUGGUGGGUAGUAUUCAUGCCAUAUUCAAUGAUAUGUUUGCCCAUUGUAACGAAAUAUGGGAUGAUAAUAUUGUAACCGAUCAACUGAAUAUGGAAAAACUGGUGCUGUCCGAUGAACCUGUCAAUAGAUCUGCUCAACUUUACAUAAGAUGCCACAACUUAAUCCAAUACUUAAUAGCCGCUCUGAAAGAGACAUUUCCAACUGAGAAACCUCUUUUGCCCAAGACUCUCUUGGGGGUUAUUAACCGUGGUCUGAGCGUUACUUUGAAUCUUCUGCACCAGAACCCCAUAACGGAUAAUAUUGCUUUGGCCUUGCUGAUGCCCAAGGUUCACAUUGAUUUGUUACAUUUGUUGGAUGCUGUGGUAUCGAUUUUAAGGGGCCAUAUAUUGCCCUAUUAUAAUCUGAUAUUGGGUUUGCUAAUGGAUAUUAUGAAGGCGACAUCGGUAACUGAGCACAGUGGUAAACAGAAGCCUUUUGCUUUGCUUCGUGCCAAAAUCUAUGACAGUAUUUCACUGUGGUGCAAAAUUCAAGGCAACUCCAGCCGUUGCGAUUCAAUUGCAGAAUAUCUAAUCAAUGAAAUAUUGGCGGAUAUUACACCAGAACAGAAUGAACUCACCUUGCAGGUUUGUGCUGGAUCCGGCAAGCAUUUAUCAAAAAAGAUGAAACGUCAACUUCACAAGGCCCAAAAUGAGCGAUCCAAUAUAUCCAAAAACAGUGUCAAAUCAGCGAAGAACUCUUUGCCGCAAAGGGAUGACAAAAAUCAUUUGGUGGCCAUUGCUGCUUUGCGUUGUCUUCAAGAAUUGUUGCUGUCCGUUGCAAGUUUCCUCAAACCGACAAAAAUAAAGUUACUGCAAAGUACGCUGGUACAAAUUUGUAGCAACUUCUACGAAUUGGCCGGUGAUAUGGGUCAAUUGUACUCAAGUGCCCAAUGUCGCCUUGAGAUUUACAAUGUCUUGUAUGUAGUUGUAUCAACACCACAUCACUUGUCUCCACCACCAAUGGAUUUAAUCAUGAGUUUGCUGAACCACGCUUGUAGUCGUGAUGGAAACGUAAAAGUUCGUAACCAGUGCGCUAGGAUUGUGCAGAAUCUCGAAAAACUUAUUCACCCUCAAAAGGAGUCGUUGGUCUUUCCUAUUGAUGCUCGGGAAAUUCGGAAUGCCUUCAUUAUGUUGGGCCAAGAACGACUAUUGGGUGAUAGUACAGCAUUAAACGGUUUUGAUGGCGAGAGUGAGGUUGAAAAUGAAACUUAUGAAUCAAUCAAUAUCGAAGAUAACGAGAAUGAAAAUGAGAAAUCGCUGGAGGGGAAUAUGGACAUUAUUCCAAAUGAUGAAGUCAUCAAUUUAACAGACAACUUUGUAACACAAGUGGUAGAUAUUUCCAGCGAUAAUGAUGACGAAGAAAUGGAGGAGCAAGCAAAUGGAGAUGACGUUCAAGUUGUAGAAAAUGGCACGGAUGGUAAUGAUAUUGAAUUGGUAGAAAACGAUCGAGAUGAUAAUGUUGACUGCCAAAUCGUUUCACCAACUAUGGAAAACGGAAACGGUCUUCCAGAAAGUAACAGAGCCGAAGAUCAUUUUAACGAAAAUCCAAAAUCGCCUGAUAUAGUUUUGCGUGUUGAAGACUGCGAUAGCCCCCUUGUUCAGCAUGUCGAUGAGGUAGCGCAAGAUGAACCAUGCUCGAAAAAACCAAAAAUAGAUGACAGUAAUGACAUUGAAAACAUUGACGACGAAAAACUUUUGGAAGAUAUAGCUGCAUCUUUCGUCGAUGAUUUGGCUUAGAAACAAAUAUAUAAUCAAUGUUUAAUAAUAAAAGUUAAAAAAAUA
Messenger RNA from Musca domestica (house fly), 2682 nucleotides. Its product is annotated as proline-, glutamic acid- and leucine-rich protein 1. Gene Ontology annotation, biological process: rRNA processing. The record is from RefSeq and is a predicted model, not a curated record. Lineage: Eukaryota; Metazoa; Arthropoda; Insecta; Diptera; Muscidae. The transcript has 2 exons. Gene Ontology annotation, cellular component: nucleus. Bases 208 to 2637 code for a protein of 809 amino acids.